GUGUACGGAGAAUCAGACAGAGACAGUCACCCCAUCAUUUGGGCAGACGGAACGGGGCUCCAGUCCCUGGAGACUUCCCUGCAGUGCAGAAUGUGACAGUGGGCUUCCAAUGCGCAUAUUACAUGGUUUCGAAAGGCAGCAGAGAAUCGGAUUGGGGCACCGCUGAGGGCUGGGGUGGGGGUAAACCUACAGCGAGUAACAACGACUGGUGCUGCUUCAACCCGGGUCUAAGCUAAGGGGCCACCAUUCCUCAGUGCUUGAAGCAAGUAGCUGCGUCAGGACGUGCAAAAGCAAGUGAGGAAGACGGGUUCUGCGGCGAGGGUUUGAACCAGAAUGCAGGAAGACUGCUCCUCAGAUAAACAGGAUAAAGGACAGACUUGCCGGUGGAAAGCAAUAACAAAAAUGCUACUGUUCCGGUGUUAAUGUAACAGUCGCAGUAAUUUGGGGGCUCGAUAAGUGAUGACACCAGAAUUUUAUGUUCAUUUUUGUGUAUAUAGUGUGCCUGGAUGUGGCCACUUGCGCUGUGGGAAAGAGUGAUGCUAAACUUGCAUGCAAUUUUUAAUUAUUCUUUAGAACACCGGUAUGUCUGAGUGUGUACUGUGAAAAAGGGUUUGGAUUGCUCUUGACGGGCCCCCUCUCGUUUAACUGUGCAAGGGUUGUUUUUUCAGACCCAGUUCUAAAGAAUGAGUGGAAAAGAAGAGCAGAAACGCUGUGUUAGACGCAUCGUGUAAAAGAAGAUAUGGAUCAAAAUGCAUAGACUUUCAUCGGUUAUUACCUAAAGGCGCUAAGGUAUUUCCAGGUGUGUCACCACCCAUACCUGUCAGGUGCAAUCAGGGAUUUUCUAUCUCCGGAAAAGGAAGUCGGUUUUAUAUACUGUGCAGUUUUUGAAAAAAAAAAAAAAAGACAUCUAAUAACUGCCAUGGUUUGCAAAUGGGAUGAUCUGUUUAUUUUUGAAAGACCUGGACUGUGCAAAUAUAUAACAGAAAGGGAUCAAAUGAGAGCUGCGCUGGAAUAUAAGGUUCAGACAGAAGACGUCCUCAAUGCUCUGCUCUUAAGGCGAAUGACUGCCUUCGCUCAUCAACCUUCUGUUCUCUGUUGUUGGAAUUUGUAACAUGAGGAACUGUCACUGCACAUUUAUAAUUUCCUAAAACAGAGUAACAUCUAGUACUAUUUGGUAAUCGAAGUCACUGCUGCACACUGCUGUAACACAGGGACAAGUAACAUCAAGUAAAUGCCGUUUAAAUAACAUUGAAUCGGAUUUGUGAGCGGUGGAAGAAGCGAACUGAAGAAGGACGCAUUAUUGUUUAAAACGUUCUGGUUGGACAAAUGAUUCAGGAUCUUUGAAGAUAUACUGGAGAGAUUAUGUUUCUCUGUUGAAAUGAUUUAGAACUAUAAGGCCAGAGGCUGUACCGACUGAGUCUGACAUCUGCCUGCAGUAACAGAACAGCCAGCUAAAUCUGGGGUCAAGGAAAUCAGGAAGCCGUCUGACAGCUUGACAAAUGUCCAUUGCAACUUUUCCUUGGGGAGUUUAUACCCAGCCUCAGUAGAUGAGCACGAAUGAACCUUAGUCUGGGCUUUUGUAGAUGGCUGACAUUUUACACAAGCCUGCUUCUAGCAUUUUGUGUCAACCAAUUGUAAUAUUAAGAAGAACAAAACAUGUGGCAAUGUGUUUAAACACUAAUUGCAUUGAGUAUUGGCUAUUGGCUGGAUCAGUAAUGGUGUCAAAGUCAGUGACAAGGCAUUGUCUUCCCCAUAUCAGUGUGCUUUAAGACCAGACAUCUGGUUGGCUUAUUAGCCAAAGAUAGACCACUGUUUAAGGAAGGUGUUUCUUAUUGUGGGUUUCUGUCUCGGCUUGAAUUUUGCACAGGUGGUGAAAACACGUUUGAUGGUUGAAACUAUGUCACGUCCAGGUUCAGCAGUAGUGAUUUCAGCCAAUGGCCUUGGUUUUCCCCUUCAGAACAUGGCACGGGUGGUAGUAUGGGAGUGGCUGAACGAGCACGGCAGGUGGAGGCCCUAUAGUGCCACUGUGUGUCAUCAUAUCGAGAAUGUCCUUAAGGGAGAUGCUAGAGGCAGUGUUGUAUUAGGACAAGUGGAUGGCCAGCUGGCUCCAUACAUCAUAGACUUACAGUCAAUGCAUCAGUUCCGACAGGACACAGGAACAAUGCGUCCUGUUCGAAGAAAUUUUUAUGACCCUUCUUCUGCUCCCGGAAAGGGGAUUGUAUGGGAAUGGGAGAAUGACAAUGGAUCCUGGACCCCUUAUGAUAUGGAUAUCUGUAUUACAAUUCAAAAUGCAUAUGAGAAGCAACACCCUUGGUUAGACCUCACCUCCCUGGGCUUCUGCUAUAUCAUUGAUUUUAACAGCAUGUCACAGAUGAAUCGUCAGACACAGCGCAAACGUCGCCUUCGACGCAGAAUGGACCUCGCCUAUCCUCUGACCAUGGGAUCCAUUCCAAAAUCCCAGUCUUGGCCUGUUGGUACCAGCUCUGGUCAGCCCUGCUCUUGCCAGCAGUGCCUUCUUGUCAACAGCACCAGAGCUGCCUCCAAUGCUAUCCUGGCAUCCCAACGACGGAAGAUAUACCUUGGCAAUGGUAAUGGCACAAUGGUGGUACGUCAGAGCAACACAUUCAAUGGGAUGGCAUCUUGGUCUGCAGCUAAUUCAAUGGCUACUGGUACCAUGAAGGCGGAACAAGUCAGAUCGCCAUCUGGGACACAGCUCUCUCCCAUUUCCAGAGGUCAGACUGCUCCAGCAGUAACCCAUAUCCCAGGGCAGAACAACUUGAAUAGGCCUGGAACUCAGAGGACAGCAGUGGUCACUACAAGGGCAGCAAUCCCUCCUGGAGUUCCUGCCCUCCCUGUAAAGAACCUCAGUGGAUCUGGUCCUAUUCACCCUGCACUGGCAGGAAUGACUGGCAUUCUAAUGUCUGCCGCUGGCUUACCAGUAUGUUUGACCCGUGCACCUAAACCCAUCCUGCACCCUCCGCCUGUUAACAAAAGUGACAUAAAGCCCGUUCCAGGUGUUAGUGGUGUCUGCCGGAAAACCAAGAAGAAGCACCUUAAAAAAGGUAAAAGUCCUGAGGAUGUGGUACGAAGGUAUGCACAUAAAGUAAAGAACCCGCCAGAUGAGGACUGUACAAUCUGCAUGGAGAGACUCGUUACUUCUUCCGGGUAUGAAGGAGUGCUCAGCCACCGUGGGGUCAAGUCUGAGCUGGUUGGCAAGCUUGGCAAAUGUGGACACAUGUACCAUCUGCUGUGCCUGGUAGCAAUGUACAACAAUGGAAACAAGGAUGGAAGCCUGCAGUGCCCAACUUGCAAAGCAAUUUAUGGAGAAAAAACAGGAACCCAACCCCCAGGGAAGAUGGAGUUCCAUGUUAUCCCCCACUCCUUACCUGGAUAUCCAGAGUGCAGGACCAUUCGCAUUGUGUAUGACAUACCUGCUGGAAUUCAAGGACCUGAACAUCCAAACCCAGGAAAAAAGUUCACAGCCAGAGGCUUUCCACGACAUUGUUAUUUGCCAGAUACAGUAAAAGGACGAAAGGUGCUCAAACUUCUGAUUAUGGCAUGGGAACGCAGAUUGAUAUUUACCAUUGGGACUUCUAACACUACUGGUGAAGUGGAUACAGUGGUGUGGAACGAAAUUCACCAUAAGACAGAGUUCGGCUCCAACCUCACUGGGCAUGGUUACCCAGAUCCAAAUUAUCUGGAAAAUGUCAUUACAGAAUUGGCUGCGCAGGGCAUCAAUGAUGACUCGAUCAAAGACUGAAGGGAACCAGCAGGAGGAAACACGGCAUAUCGAUUGAAGGGGCUAGUGUACACGUGACCCUGAGAAAAGAAUUUAUGAAUGUCUUUGAGAAGAAUAUGCAAUGAAAAUGAAAAAGCAUACAAAGAACAUUUGAUUUUGCUUCUUUUUAAUUGCUGCCUUGACUUUUUACUUUUGUAUAUUUCAUUUCAGGCCAGUUGGAAUCAGUUCGAGUCUGGUUGGGUCACUGUUGCCAGCAGCAACAUAGCUAGCUGCUUCUGUCAGUUCCUGCCUCUGACUUCCUGCAUCAAGGGUGGCAUAACACAGCUGCCUCUGUCAGUUCCUGCCUCCCAGUACCCAUAUUAAUGGAGGCGUAACAAAGCUGCAUCUCUCAGUUCCAGCUUCUGACUGCCUAUGUCAAGUUGGAAUAAAAAGAGAUUGGAGAAGCCCUCUGUUUGCUUGAAACAUGAUGAGGUGAAUUGGUUAGCAGAAGAGGGGUAGCACAUUAUAGAUUUCUGAUAUUAUGAACUGGAUUUUAUAAAAAAAAAUAAGUAUAAUCACUAUAUUAUGUAUCUGUAUGUGUCUGCUGUGUCAUACUGUCUAAUAUUACCUGAACGUUUUACAGGUAUUUAUGAAAGCAUUGGGAACCUACCUGAUUGUGAGGCCCUUGUUUUCAAUUCAGUUUACUAUUAAUAUUAAUACACAAUGAAGUUUAUCAGAUUAAAUACUUUGGGAAAAGCAUGUAGCACUGGUAAUUAAAAAGACAUGGGUAGAUGAGCUACAUAGUCAGGGGUGAAUAUGACAGAUUGUAGUUGUCUUCAUGCCUUCACUAAAAUGUAAAAGAAUUUGAUUGUAUUUGUGUGGAGGUUGGAAAAUGUAUUUCUUGUGGAAAGAUGAUGCCCUUCUUUCUUGUACAAGACUUAAGGUGGGGCAUUGGUUUGUAAAAGAUAUAGUAGGUCAGAGACAUGAGACUAUAAUCUUCAAAGUCAGCAUGAAAAAAAGGAGUUAACCUCUUUGAGAAGCAAUCCUCCCAGUUACAGAGAUGCUAAAAGCUCAUCCUUUGUCUUUGUAUGAGCACUUGAAUCUCUUGCAGCCCUUUUGUCCAGACUUAUCAAUUUUAUGACUACUUGGUAUCUGCAAAUGUGCGAGAGGGAAUAUGGGCACAAGAAAGCACCUUUCUUUCUCUUUGACAAAGAAAUGGGAAUCGGAAAUUUUGUUUCAAUUCAGUGUGUUUGCAGAAAUAGAGCAUUGUGUAUGCCAGAACAGAGAAAAGCCAGUGCUUUCUUAUUCAGGGCUGGGAUUCAGUAGAGGUCACCUUUUGUCAGUGUUACUUUAGCCAACUGUGUAUUCACAGGGAUUUCAGUUAUAAAGGAUUUGCUCCCUGUCCUUCUGUUUCUGACAAACUAUUGGAAGCCAUCUUUCUCCUAUGCGUGCUGAUUCAGUUCUUUGCACUUACAGGAACAGAUGAAUAUUUGUUUCAGGAAAGUUGUUAAAAAGGACUAUGUACCAUGCUUUCAUUUUUAGCAGUAUUUGUCCUGCAUAAGUAAUGGGAUAUAACAAGGUGCUGGAUAUUACACAUGACUCAAGAUGAUUGUACAUAAUAUGACUUAGUGAGAGUUACGUUUAGCUACAGGGACACAGCUGACAAGCUGUGACCCGUGCCUUUCAGUGUUUCAUUGUAAUUAAAAAUGGGUGCUCAGCAGCAAACAUCAGUUGCCAUGAAGGGUUAAGAUCACUAGUUAUAUUUCACUUAGAUUUUUUUCUGAGAAGCAGGUUAAAAUGGUUUCUGCCAUAGCAGUGAAACAGGUUGUAGUCUGUAUGCUUCCUUUCAAUUUUUUGUCUUUUCCAACAACAUUCACUGCAGUAUUUAACAGGCAUUUGAGGAAUAUUUAUUAAUAUCUGCAGCAUUAUUUUGUAUUAUGUAAAUGUGUUAAGGCUGUUGACCUUUGGUUUUGCGGAAUGAAAUUUACUCUUUGUAUUAACUGACAAAUCACUGUUGGAGACUACUUCUUAUUUGUUCUGAUGGCUCUUUUGGUCGUUUGUAUUUACAGACGUCCUGCACAUUUUAUCAUGUAACUGUAGCUAACAUUUCAACUGUUUUCUCACUCACUUUUCCUGUAAGGUAGACUCCUUUAUGAAUACCAUGUAGUUGUUUGGGAUGUUUUCUUUUAAGAUUGCUAUUUGUAAUGCAGCUACUUCAAUGCUGUUUCCUAUAAGACACUUCCUGUUGAUACACUCACUUCAGGGCUUAAAUUCCUUCUUUCUGGUUCCUAGAUUUCAGACAUCUGAUAAGAAUAUGUUUUCUUUUCACUGACUUUUUCCUGUUCAGACAAAAGUGUGCUUCCCUCAAGUUCUUCACAAAGAUAAUCACUUUGAAGAUUUUAUUUUUUUCUUCUUUUUUUUUUUUUUGUUAACUGCUUUUUCUAAUAGUUAUUUCAGGGUUAUGUCUUUUUUUGGAUGCUAGCAUUAUUUAUUGGACUCCUUUGCAUUUCACCCAGGUGGUAUGUUUAAAUGCAACCACUUCAGGCCUUUGUUUCCUUAUUACCAGCUACCACUUGUAGUACAGGGUCUUUACUCAUUUUGGUGAGAUGCCCAUUUUAAUUGCAAGUACAGUAGCUUUAUGACUUUUUUCUACCCAGUAAAAUGUGUAUUUUAGUACAGCCACUUCAGAAUGUUAGUCAUUUUUGUUAGCUUUUCAUUGCGUUUGAUUUUCUUUCCAGCAGAUUGCUGUUACAUUCACAGCUGUUUGAGGGACCGUGUUUUGUAUGAAUGGAUGUAAGUUUGCCUGAACUUACACUGAGACAGGCCAUUAUGAUUUAUAAUUGUCAGGAUGACACUGGCCGAAGGAGGGACUUAACACUUGUGACACUGUUUUAACUGUGAGCAAGGCCACAAGGCUACCCAUAUUGAGGACUAGUAUAUAAUAAAAAUGUUUAUAUGGUUGAAAUUCAGUGAAAUACAACAAAAUAUCAAUAUUUGUCAUCUGAUCUGUGAUGUUUCAUCUGAAGACUGACUGACUCUUUUCCAAAAAAAUGCCAUCUUGUUGAGGCCGAAGUCCCCCUUCACCCCAAUAUUUUUCAUAUUUAACUCCCAAACUGCCAACUCUCACAGCAAAUGUAAAUAAAAAUAGUCAUGCUCACACUUUGUUGGGGCUUGUACGAUCAUCAUCAUGGGAGAUUUCACCUUUUUUCUCCAUAGCAGUGUAACCAUGGAGUUGGUAUGUAUAAUUUAGGGAAAGAUGAGGUGGGGCUGCAAGCACUCAUUUGCACUAUGUCAGUUUUUAACCUGGGUGCAUGCAGUUUCUUGGUUGUCAUAGUCCUGACAAACUCAAGAUGCUUUACCAUUUUGUACUAUCUGCUUAUAUUUUCAGUCCCUCAUAAAGUGUCUUACUUCAUUCAACCCCAGACCAUAUCAUUAGUAAAAAAAAAUAAAUAAAUCCUGUUUUGACUUCCCAUAGUUCUGCUAACAAAAACACUACACACUAGUUGUGAAAGAUGCAAAAAAAUGCGCUGUUUUCUAAGAAAGGCAUUGGAGAGUAAAUUCCACUUUUCUUAAGCGCUCUGGCCUUGGAGUUGACUAUGAUAAGUAACUGGAUAGAGGGAGCCCCCCCACACACGCACACACACACACACAGAAAUGUGUUUUGAAUUCUAUUGCAAAUUGGCAGAUUGUUGGAUUUCAGUGACAUGCAGAUCCUGAACUAAUUUCAUCUGUGUUUGAAACAUGAAAUUGCAAAACCGCUUUCAAACGGUAGUCAGAUCCUGGAAUUUAAUCUCAGGAAUGAAAAUCCUUCUUUAAUAAAGUAUUUGUUAGUGGAGAAGUUUAAUACUUGCAGUCAGGUGUAUGUACAGUUAAUGUAUGUGGGCCAGUUUCUAUUUACUAAGUGAUUAUUUUACCUCUUAGGUAAUUGUAGCUACUAGUUCUAAAAUUAACACAAUGCACAAUAUAGUCAGUUCAACAUUUUUAGUAUGAUUUAUUUAAGUGUGAUAUUGGCAGUGGUAGAUCCAAUAGUCAUAAAAAUGGGGAACUAAUGAAAACUGAAAGACGUAAGAAUUAAUUAUAGGCCAUUACUGCAGAAUUUGUCUGGGUGUCACUAUCUGUGCUGCUUCUAUCACCUAACUGUAACUGAGAUUCUGAGGAGGUUUUAUGGUGAAAAUAUUAAAGAACAAAAGUGCUUAAUCUUAGGACUGUCGAGGUUUGUCCUUUGGAACUUGAUAUUUUGUUUCACUUCUGUUUUGUUCCCCUCUGUUUUUGGUUUGAAUUUUUAUCACCUAACUGUAGUUCCUGUCUUUCCCAUUUUUGUAUGAACGCUGAGCAAAAGCUGCUUAAUUGGAAACAAUAGCCCUUCAAUCUUGUCUUAAUCUACACUGGCACAAAGAUUUGUUAUUGUAAUAUACUGGCAAUACUUUAUUAAUGGGAUGAUAUUUUGAAACAUAGUCCUGAAAACCUCCUGGCUGCCUUUGCAAACCUGUAAGCCCUGCCAUGCUAAAUCUGGACUAAUUCAGCCUCUGAUGAACUCCAACAAUAUGGCUAGCAGAGUGGUUUUACAUUAAGUAACAUGAUUGCAUGCUUAAACUGACCCACUAGGCUUGCAUAAUAAAAGUAGGUUAACGUAUCUGACUGUACCUCAACUAUUCUGCCAAAUCAUAUAUCCUCACCACAGCAAGUUAAAUGCAACAAACUUGCAAAUAGAAAGGUGCACACUACACUUUGUACCUUGUCUGUACAAUAUAUUAAUAUAGUUUCAAACCCAAUCCCUCUACCAUCCUAAACAUAUAUGGUACUCUGCAUUCACAUACCCGUAGCUGUCCGUAUAUUGAUAUUUGCAUGUUUUAAUUAAAAAACAAUACAAAAUAUAUUCUCCCUUAAUACUUUUGAUCCAUGCUAGGGUUCAGCUGUAUGCUUACUCUGGAGUCUGCAGUUCUUUCCUAUUUCACAGAAUGUCUAUGUUCCCCUUACACUUUUCAAUGAAAAAUGCUACUGUUGAAACUGAAAAAACUUCAGUCUCCUGGGCAAGCUGAGCACCAGUGCAGUUUUCACCUGCUGAAGCUAAAUUAUCACUUACUAUGGGCACACUGCCUCAGACACUCGCAUGGUCUGUAGCUGCUACAGUUAUUGUCGUAUUUCUGUAAGUUGCUCCAGAUGAAACUUGAGGCAGUCCAUAAUGCUCAUUCAGGUGUAGAGUCCAGGAAGAAUAAUUCAUAGAGUUACCAGUCCAAACACACCUACUCUGAGGCAAAUCAGCACAUCACAUGCUGCAGAAUCAAGAAUGCAGGCCUUAAAAAAAAAAAAAAAAAAAAAGACUGCAGGCCUUCUGUACUGGCUCCUCCCUGAAGACCAGGCUCAUAUUGCUGCUUCUAUUAAUUUAUCGCUUACAGCCAUUACGCGAGUCAGGUCAUCCUUGACAUCUGCACCUUCCUCAAAGCCUGACUCCUUAGGGUUGUAGCAGUGGAGAUAUGAUCUCAUACCUACUUUGUGACUGGAUGUCAGGUAGAAUGUGAAGCUAGCACCAUCCACACAUCUUAUGACCCAUGGGAUGGCACCUAGUGGUGCUGCUCAGAAGCUCAAGGUUUGGUAUUUGUAUUUCAGAAGUGGAAAUGUUCUUAUGGGGUUUGCUCAUCAGGUCUGUCUCUUCAUCAACAAAUUACUGUUGCUAGCCAGUAUCAUAGACACUGUAUACCCAAGCGCUCCCAUGUGACUCCUUCCAUGUGGUUCUCUGUCACAGUUUUAGCUGUGAUUUAUUUUCAGAAUCUUUCAAUGUGUGAAAAGUGAAUAAAUAUGUCUAUGAUAGCAGUUUGCUCCAGACUGCAACUCAGAAGACAAUGCCAGUCAUGUUCUGAUGGUGCCUGACUUGACACCAGUUAUGUCAAUGCUGGUUCCUCUACUGACGCUGGUAAUUUGGAUAUCAUUCCCUCCAUCCUGACCUGCUGCUGCCUGCUUCUCAGUUUUUAAACUCUGUUCCAGUAAUGGAUGUACUCUCCCUUUUAUUGUAAAUGUUUUUUUAGUUACCAAGACUGAGAACUCAGAGGUCCUUCCUACAGCAAUUGACAAGAGUGUUAAACCAUUUUCUUCCAGUAUUUCUCCUUUGGCUUCUCCUCAUAAUGAUAAACUGCCUUAAACUACCCAGGAGAGCGAUUUUCCCCUUCAAAGAAGCAUUAUGACACCAGUCCCACAAGUAUGAAAUCUUGAAUAUUUUUUUAUCUGGAGCCAGUUAUGAGAAAUGCCUUUUUCAGAAACUUAAAAAACACCCAGGUUACAGUCCAUCUGUCCUCAGUAAUACUGAGUAAUUGUAGAUUUGCUAUGCUAAUUCUUAUAUCUUGCCCUAUGGCUGAAAACAGUCCCUGAACCCUGUCACUUAUCCAGUCAGGAAACAAAUCAAUCAAUAAAACAGAGAAAGGCCUCUGCUUUGUGAAGAAUUUCUGUGCCCUUACUGGCUGGCCUUAUGAUGAAGGCAUGUAUAAGAGACACCUCGGCGUCACUAGAAGAAGGAUAUUAAAUGUCAAGUUAGCAUCUCUGUUCUGAUCCUCCUGCCAAAUUCAUGUUCAGUCUUUUUGCUAUGACACUUCAGGGCCCCAUCAGCAAGAUGAACAGAGCCCUGCGGUAGCAAACUAGGCAUGGUUUCACACUUCUUAUCCUGGCAGAAAAGCUGUCACUAAUAGAAUCAGUUAUAUCCAUUGUUUGUAGAAAACUCACAUUUGGGCUGUAUCUCUUUUGAGUUGGCUAGCUCCUUUUACAUCUUCAGUUUUCCCUUGGAAAUUAGUAAAUAUCUGUGAAGAACUCAAGGCUCAGACCUGAUACCAGUCUCAUGCUUCAAAAUAGGGCCUUAAGAGUAGGCUGUCAACUAUAAUGUGUAUGGCUAUGUGCUCAGCUGUUAUCGGUUCCCAAAAAAUGGAAGGGAAGGCUCAGACUAAUUCAGAAAUUGAGAACUGUAAGUAUACAUACUCUACAAGCUGCCCUUCUCAUCUUUUUCAUAGAACUGCUGAAUUGGUUCAAUACAUUUAAUGGAUGCCUCCUAAAACAUCACAACCUUGUACACAGGAAAUUCCUCUACUUUUCCCAGAGUUCAUAGCACUUCCCAUAUAGAAUGCUUCUCAUUGGUCUUUCAUCUGCUCUUUGACUGUAGGAGUAGCCUUACAACACAUGCAUUUCUCAGUGUCUCUGCUGCUGGAGGCCUCCUCUUAAAGCUUUCUAGUCUUGGAACUCUUAGCGGUCAUAUUGUGGGCUCAGCUCUUAUUUACUUUCCACAGAAGUCUGGAUAUCACAUUGAUAAAGAUUCUAUCGAGUUCAAAUUGGAGUGGGACCUUCAUGCAACAGGUGAGCAGUUAGGGGUUUAUUGAGUCAAAUUUCAUAUAAAAGCAGAGUUCAGGUAGGUAUACUUUCAACAGUGUGGUCCACCUGUCCAGCUAGACGUGUGGGUACAUGAGUGAAUUCUUCGUUAUCAAAAGCCAGAGUCAUCCUCACCUCUCAGAUCUCCCCACAAUAUCAGCUCAUUUGCUUGAUGGGCCUAUCUUCCUAGUAUUGUGAUGGGCAUGCAGUUCUUCCCUUCAGAUCUUAAGUAAAGCCUGACACUAUCCUGGAUGAGCUCACAUCUUCACAGGAAUGAAUUUCACACAGGAGAUUGAUUGUACAUUAUCUCAUUGAUCCAUUAUGUUUGUCAGUCUCUGGAAGUCUGUCUGUCCCAGAGCCAUUCUUGUCUGUGUAAGGGAACUGGUCUGUAGUGAGAUAACUACACAAGCAGAAUGGAAACGGCUCCUACUUAUGAUAAUACUAGUAUCCCUCAAAUGGUAGCCUUGUUCUGGACACAGCAGUCCUUGCCAUGUCCUUUUCUUGCCAAUGUUUGUAACCAAUACAUGUUCCACUGUUGCUCUUUUGCUUAUCCAAGGAAUCUUUUGUUUGCUAGACAGCAGCAGGCUGUUCCUGCUGGUAUCAAAUUUACAAGCUGCAUGGAAUUCUUUCAUUAAUAUCAGUGUUGCUGCCAUGAUAUUGGUAGAACAGAUAUAGCCUCCAACAGUAAGUGCCAUGGGAUCUUCCUCAUCUAUAUCUUUAGUUAGCUAGGGUGAGGAAGAAGAGGCAUUUUGUUUUCCCAGAAGGGAAGCACUUCAGCAGUGUACCUGCUGGUCCCAUGAGUUGCACUGCUUAGGGUGUCAUUUGUGGCUGUUUAAAAUGUUCUUAGAUAUGGGCCAUGCCACUUUAUGUGGCAGUUUGUCCCACUGUAUCACCGCUCCUUGAAAAAAUAUGCAUAAGUGUUCUGCACGAGCCAUUCUUUGAUGAGAUGAGGUAUCAGAGUCGGUCAUCUUUGUGUUUGUUGACAAGGCUACAGUUCCAUCCUCACUGUUUACAGUGCAUAUAUUUGUCCUUUCAUAGCAUGCCACACCUUUUCUGUCACAUCCUAUAUUCUUUUGUUUACAUUAAACCCGUUCUCAUAUUUUAAACAAAACUGAAAUCUUCUGAUGUAGCAUUGCAUCAGUCUGUACAUCCAGGAUAGGGCCCAUAUGGAAUCCAAGACUGUAGAGGUCUAUGAAGAAGUCUUCAGCAACAAUCUGUCCAGUCUGGAAGCACCAAAUGUCUCUUGUGAUGUAAGACCACCAUAAAUACAAAGGAUUUUGAUCAGGUCUCCAGUCAUAACCAACUUAUAUGUGUUUGAGACAUGGAUGCAUCCAUGUCAAGAACAUAUAAUGGUUAAGAUCAUAAUUCUUUGAAGUGCAUGGAGAUCUGUCUGUUCCAUGUACUACCACUUACAGAAAAAAGUACAGGAGUGCAAACUGUUUUAUUGGCUUUCAAUGAAAAAAAAGAAUAUGCCACUAUUUUGUCUCAGAAAAGACUGUAUUUAUUAUAUGUUGCAGUUCACUUAUUAAUGAAAAUGUUACCCUCCUUGAUCUUGUCAAAUACUGUUGCACAUGGAAGAUUUUUCUCUGCUUUGUGAAUCUACUUGCAUUGUGAGGUCUGUGAAAAUAACCAAAUAAAAAGUGUAGCGUCAUGACACCGCCAAAGCCCAAUAAAACAGUAAUGCUAAGAGCCAGGAUCCAAAAGGACUCUGAAAAAUUAAAAACUCCAAAAAAUUAAAAAAAUGGACAUUUAUUAUUGAGCGCUAUCAUCCUUACACAAGAAGAACUUCAUCAGAAUGCCCCAAAAACACCAGUCUUUUAAAUACACUCAUAAACCACUAUAGUUGAAUAAUUGAACCUAAAAUGCUUAAAGAUACACUACGUGUAGAAAAACAGAUUGUCAUUGUAUAGUACAUAAAACUACAUUCUUAAAACAAAUUGAUAAGAUACAAUGAGUUCACAAGGAAGAUGUCAAUAAAAUAUAAUCUGAAAAUAAAUGGCAAAAACAUAAAUAUAUAAAAAAGCAGUAAGACAAUAAAUGUGCAACUUGACUAUAAUGGUCUACAAUUUGGCUGACCUCAGUGAUAAAACAGGCUGAACAAAAACAUGCUUAUUAAUGGGAAACUUGUUGCUUGCAAUCUAAGUUGCCACCUCAACUCUGAUUUCUAUGGAAAGCUUCAUGUCACCACCAGGACCAGCCUUUGGUCAACUGGUGCCCUAGGCUAAAGGGCUCCACAGUGCCCCCCACACCACUUGGUGUCCCCAUGCUGGCAUACCUGCAUCAUACAGAUUACUGGAAAAGCGCCCCUGCUAGAGUGGCGCCCUAAGCGGCCGCCUAGUUGGCCUAUAUCUAAGGCCGGCUAUGGUCACCCCCCACCAUGGGGAUUGAGUUUGAUGUGCUCAAGAAUAGCAAACUUAAAUUUGUCUUCUAUGUUUUCAUCUCAAACCAGUAUCAUAAUGAUUCUGUUUGAUGCUGCUGAAGUUGGUAACCACAACAAAAUUCCUCCAUGGUUUCUUGUUUUUUUACAUCAAAGGUUUUAGCCCAACAAUUGUUUCAUACCCUCAGAGCUGUGGAUGAUUGCAGAGAUAUCCAUUAUGAAAAUCCUAGUUCUUCACAAAACAGGCAGACUUCACUGAAAUCCUCUAUUGAAAUAAUGGUUUGAAGGCAUGUGUUUUGCAGUGCAGCAGUCUUGCCCUAUUGUGUCUUGAAACAGACAGACUGAAACAGUGUUUGUAAUAAGGUGCAACGUAUGAUCUACUGUUCUUCAUCAGCAGAGGUAUUCAGUGGUUGACUGGACUUUGACCUUUGCGCAUGUCUGUUUUCUUCUUUUAAUUCCUGUGAGCUCUUAGCUCACUGUUGGAGAGGUAUUUCUGUUUAUCCAUCCCAAGUGCCAUUAAUGUUAUCUUUACAGUGCAUAUAUUGAUGUUUUAUUAUGACUGGCACUGAAGAGCAUGUAAUGUCUGGAACAAAUGAAGCAAGUAAGGAAAAGAUCUCAAAUACUGUAUCAUUGUCUUCUUCUGUUACUGUCAUGGUUUUUAUAAGCUGUAAAAAGCUGUUCCUUGGAACUCACUACAGCAAGUCUUCUGGAAUGUCCAUGGUGAUACAUCCUCAGAGUCCAAACUCAGUAUCAGCACUAAUCCUUUGUGAGUCGAGCCAUACUCCUGAAUAGUUCCAGCUUCUGUUUCAUACUUCACACCUUCUAUUAUUUGCGACAGGAGUUCUUUCUUUGCUCAUCCUGCUGUGGAACUUUCAGUGUUAUUCCGAACUACAAACCUCUCCCCUAGCUUGACCCAUGUUAAAACCCAUUCCUAGGUUGGU
Molecule: messenger RNA, 14380 nt
Organism: Protopterus annectens (West African lungfish)
Lineage: Eukaryota; Metazoa; Chordata; Ceratodontiformes; Protopteridae
Gene: DTX1
Product: deltex E3 ubiquitin ligase 1
Exons: 9
Coding region: 1886-3760 (624 amino acids)
Biological process (GO): protein ubiquitination; Notch signaling pathway
Cellular component (GO): nucleoplasm
Molecular function (GO): ubiquitin protein ligase activity; zinc ion binding
Source: RefSeq, a predicted model, not a curated record